This is a messenger RNA of Cloeon dipterum, 3462 nucleotides long. It is a transcript of the gene tous, whose product is annotated as testes of unusual size. Lineage: Eukaryota; Metazoa; Arthropoda; Insecta; Ephemeroptera; Baetidae. The record is from RefSeq and is a predicted model, not a curated record. The transcript has 13 exons. Gene Ontology annotation, molecular function: protein binding. The coding region runs from base 11 to 3427 and encodes 1138 amino acids.
UAAGCGCAUAAUGGUUGCGAAACAAAACCUUGCUUUGCAACCUCAUUUCAUUUACGGCUUGAAGCCCAGCACUACUCACAAUGUCCAUUUUGCAUCAAAUGAAUGCAUUAUCUAUCCAGCUGGCGGAGUGCUAGUGCUACACAGCCUUCAAGAUCCUCGGAGCCAAAAGUACAUUCAUCUCCACAACAAACUGAAGCCAAUCAAUGCUAUUUGCAUCAGUCCUAAAAAGGAUGUGGUCGCAUGUGCGGAAGGAGGCGGCAGUCCGCAAGUGUCGUUGUACUCCACUUCGAAUUUGCAAUAUUUUGCAAGUCUCGAAAUACCGAGUGAUUCGAGCGCUCAAGACAUCGCGUGCCUUCAAUUUUCAUGCGACGGGCAGCUGAUAAUUGUGAUUACCACCGAGCCUGACUGGAUGCUAUUCUGCUACAAUGUUGCUUCCAAGACGCUGGACAGCAAAACCAGAGCCAAUAUGGCAGCUCAGCCACACGUUCCAGUAAAGCAGGUGGCUUGCAAUCCAAGUGACGCUGCAACUUUAGCGUUGGUUGGACCGGACUUAUUCCGACUUCUGCAAUUGGUUGACGGCUCCUGGCGGCAGUUUGGAUUUUACAAAGCGCAAAAUUAUCCUUUAAGCAGUGUUGCUUGGCUUACUUCCGACCGCAUUUUAGCCGGCACUGACGAUGGAAGGCUGCUGCUCAUCGAGUCCAAUGAGUUGCGGGCGGUUUUCCGCGCUUACGGACUACAGAAAGUUUCUCUGCCCUCUAAAAAUGAAAACUCUAGAAACUGGGAGGAAAGUAUUCCUCGGGCUUCAAAAGAAAAAGUGACGUCUGUAGUGGCUUUCAAAAAGGGAUUUUUGGUUGGUUUCGGCGAGCCGUGUCAAGUGGCGCGAUUCACUCUUGAGCCGGGCCAGACUUACCUUCUGAAAACGACCUACAGCCCCAAACCUGGUGCCAGCCGCGCUGUCUGGUCUCUCGCGGUUAGCCCCGACUGCUCCACGCUCGCCUGCAGCACCGAGGAGGCGCAGCUAUUUCAAGCAAAGCUCUCUGGCGCGAGUGAAAUCGAGCCAAUGCAUCCCUUUGGGGAGCCCCUUCACUUGGGACCCGUGGUCGGUCUUUCGGUCUGCGUGUGGAGGUCUAUUUUCGUAACCUGCGGUGCCCAAGACGCCACCGUGCGCGUGUGGAAUUACGACACGGGCAAGCAGGAGCUGCUGAGAAAAUUUGACACCCCACCUGUCAGCGUGUCGGUUCAUCCCCUGGGUUUAUACACACUUGUUCUUUUCAAAGAAUGCGUAUGCUUGAUGAGCAUCGAGCUGGACGAUCUAGAAAUGAUCCGAACGGCUGCCGCUGCUGACUGCAUUGAUGUUCAGUUCAGCCCCGGCGGCGAUUUAUUUGCCGUGGUGUACGCGAACAAAGUCGACAUUGUCUCCAUUGUUUCCUUUGUUAGCAAACUCUCCCUUAGUGGACAUUGCGCAAGGGUCGAAAGCGCCGCUUGGUCUCAGGACGGUACUAAACUCGUAACUUGCGGAGCGGAUGGAGCAAUUUACACUUGGGAUUCUGCAACAGGAGAGCGGCUAGAAGAAAUGGUAACUAAAGGAAGCCACUUCCUCGGUGUAAGCACUGUUGGCAGAGGUAAAACUAGCUUUCUGAUGAAAGGCGAUGCGUCUGUUCAAGUUAUUCAAAGCAACAAGGUGGAGCGAAUCGUAAAAAGUGACAUCAAAAAUUUGGAAUUUACCGUCACCACUGUGAUUAGGAAUGACAGAACUUUGCUGGUGGGCAGCAGGUGCGGUUCGCUGAUUGCUUACGCGCUGCCCUUCAACGAUGACGGAUUGAUCAGCGCAUUUUGUUGCAUUCAUAGCGCGCCUAUCACAAAGAUUGUGGCUUCGUACGACUGCUCAAUUAUUUUCACAUGCUCGGAGGAUGGAUCAAUAUGCAUUUUGAAACUGGAGGAUAACUUUGCCAACUACGAUGAAAAGUCCAUUGGAUCGGUAGAGAAGGUGCUGAUUGGCCGGAAGAACCUUCGCGACCUGAGAGAUCUAAACAACACCCUCUCGUCACGACUCCAAUACCAGCAGAAAGAGAAAAAUGACGCACUUGAAUACCAAGAGAUGGUGUUCACCAAGGGAACGGUUGAGAUGAGGGAACUAAAGGAGAGGGACGAAGCGGAAAUGAGACGGGAAAUGGAGCUAAUGAAAAGCGGGCACGACAAGGAGCUGCGGGAGCAAAUGAAACGAUUUGAAGAUUUUUUAGGCCAGCACGAGACUACUGUGGCCAAAAUGGAUAAUUUGUACCAAGAAAAGCUGAUUGUACAGUACAAAAAGGUGGAGCGCUUGGAAAAUCAGUUACAGUUGCAGGAAAGAAAAUAUGAACAACUCAUGAAGGACAUUUGUGAAAAGUCUGACUUGGAAAUGAGGCUUAUUCAAGACAAGCAAGCGGAAAUUUCAAGCCUCCUGCAAAAGCAAAUUGAAGAGCUUUUGGACGAAAGGGAAAGAACAAAAUUAGAGCACGAAGAAGUUGUACGUUCAAUUGAAUUUGACGCGGAUAAAGAAAUAAUCGAACUGAAAACUCGCCAUGAAACAGCCGUGAGGCAGCAGGUGGACCUAUUGGAACGCACUCAAGGGCAACUUCAGAGCGCCAAAAAGAAAAUGUCCGGCAAUCAAGAGGUAAUUAUGGAGUUUGAACAGCGCAUCGAAAUUCUUCAAGCAGAGAUAGACCAGCUAAAGAGUACAGUGGCCAGUUUGGAACAGUUUAUUGCGGAGCAAAAAAAGCUUAUGGAGCGGAACAACAUCAUCCUAGAGAAUAAGGAGAAAGAUUUAAUGAGCACUAAACGACAGGUAGAGGAACUUAUUAAAGACAAAGCCAACAUCAGCCUCCAUCUCGACCUGAUGACCAGGCACAUUGAGCCAAAGGAAGCGAUCAUCCGGGAGAAGACUCAAGAAAUUGAACAGCUGACAAAUGAACUGAAAGUGGAGCGAAGCUUGCGGGCACAACUAGAGGUCGAAAUGGCAAACCUGCAGAGCCAGAUCAAGCAAAAUCAGAAACAAGCCACUUUGGAAAAGACAAAGCACCGCGACACAUUGCGAGACAUUCAACGCAUCAGGGCCAGGGUGCACCAAUUAGGCGGCGUCCUUCAACAGCCUCGCAGAUUGGCUGAAGUUGCAGCGGCCCUGUACAGCGACUACGGCCGUGAGAGGGAUUCGCUGGAAGACGAGCACCCAGAGGAAGCGCUGCUGGAGUUGAAGCGGCAGGUGGAGACCCUCCAGGCGCUCAACGAUUCACUUGUCAAAAAGCUGAGAAUACAGGACGAAGUGCACAGGGGCGAAAAGAACGCUUUGAAGAGAGAGUGCAUCAGUUUGAUGAAGCAACUGAAUAGUUUGCAGCAAAUGAGAAUUGAGCAAAAAGUGCCUGAAGCAGGUGUUGAAACGCAGCCCGACUAGAUUAAAAAAUUUCUGGAAUGUUUGCGACAACAUUG